Molecule: messenger RNA, 1395 nt
Organism: Tetrapisispora phaffii CBS 4417
Lineage: Eukaryota; Fungi; Ascomycota; Saccharomycetes; Saccharomycetales; Saccharomycetaceae
Gene: ORC6
Product: origin recognition complex subunit 6
Exons: 1
Coding region: 1-1395 (464 amino acids)
Biological process (GO): DNA replication
Cellular component (GO): nuclear origin of replication recognition complex
Molecular function (GO): DNA binding
Source: RefSeq, a predicted model, not a curated record
AUGUCAAGUCGUCAAAUUCAAAGUUGCAUUAAGGAUAUUUUGAACGUGAAUGGAGAUGCCAGUCAGAAGUUGGAUUGGAAUUCAGGAAGGUUAAAGAAGAUCCAGGCUGCUACAUCCACUCUUUAUAAUGCAUCUUUGGGGAAAGUGAUGCUGAAACAAGAUGAAGAGUUGGCUAGAUGUCAUAUUUCUGCGUAUAUAGCUGUCGAGCGGUUGGUUGAAAAAUAUGGCACGACGGAUGAAAAUGGAGAUGACAUGAUGUACUACCUAGAUAUGAUUCCCAUGGAGCCUAAAAAAGCAAGAGGAAUGGUGGAAUUAUUCAAACAAAAUAUUUUUCAAACGUCCCCAGUGAAGAAAUUCAGUUGGACUCCUAGUCCCAAAAAGAGAUCAAGAAUAUCGCCUAUAAAGAACGAUACUUUCACAUCACAAAACCCUAGCGAUCUAAGAAAGAAAUUAUUUAGUUCCCCAACCAUGAGUCUAGGAGAGACUGGGGAGACACAACAGCACGUUACUCCUACAAAGCAAGUAUUGGAUAAAACUGAUGAUGAAGAAGAUUCUGAGGCAGAUAGAACGCCAAGAAGAAAAUUAAUAUUUGAAGAAGAUAUUGAGAAUGAUGAAGCUGAAUUGUCACCAAUCAAGAAACCCAAGCUAGAUGGAGUUAAUGUACAGAAGUCUAACUUCAAACAUGGCGAGGCUGCUGACCAUAUAAGUCACUCGGAAAUGAUUACACGAAACGAGAAUGAAGAUUCCACAAAGGAAGAUCGUAAUGACAGUACAGACUCCAAUAAUCAAUCUCUAGUAAGAAAUGUGAAGAAAACCAAAGAAAAAAAUGUAAAUCCUUCGAAAAGGAAAACAGUCAAUACUCAAAAAUUCUCAUAUAAUUUAUUGAAACUAGGUACAUCUAAUAUGCUAACUAGAAAAUACAGUAAAAUUGCUCCUGCUAGUGUGAUUCUGUUAUGCAACAUGUUCGAGCUACCAAAAACAGUUGCAUACAACCUAUUGGAUCAGUUUAUGAUGUUAUCAUCUUAUUUGGUCUGCCCAUGGCAAUUAGUAUGUGGAUUAGUGAUUAGCUGCGCUAAAAUUGUUCACAGCGAAAAAAGAAAGAACGAUCCCAGGAUAGAUUAUAGAAUCCUGGAAAGGAUGUGUCUCGCCAUGAACACUGUUGAAGUUGAAGAAAUUUUGGAAUGCAUCGGGAUAGUUGAAGAAUUAAUAUCUGGAGAAGAAUGGUACCGUAAACUCAAAGUCGAAUACAAUGACUUCGAUGGAAAUAAGUAUGAAGAAUCUUUGUCAAAAGAGAUUGGGUCAAUGUUACAAUCCAAGAGUACUUUGGUAUCCGAUGAACAAUAUUCCAAUUGGGAAUCCAAAAUCAAACAAGAUCUCUCUUUGAAGCAUGAUUGA